AUGUCUACAUUCCUCUCGUGGGUGAUUAAAGUGUUUUUGGUGUGUUUGUUUGUUUGGACGCAGGUUUCGGGAGAUACCAGUUCUGUUCUAUAUACAUCGCACGUGAAACCGCCAAAAAGUCCCAAUAUAUUCAAUUAUGCUGGAAAAAUAUAUUACUUUUCCACGACAAUUAAGGCGAACUUUUAUGCUGCUCACCACUUCUGUCGACAACAGGGAAUGCAACUGCUAACUAUUAAUAGUGAUGCUGAAAAUCACAAAAUUAGUGAGUUUGCCACACAGAUAGGCCAAGGGGCCCAGAGGGAAGAUUUCUGGACUUCUGGAACUGAUUUAGCAAAGCCUAAAUUUUUUAUCUGGCUAUCGAAUGGCAAUCCUUUCACAUAUCAACGUUGGUCUCCAGCGGAACCUACUGGACUUGGACGCAGAGAUGGAAAGGAUUAUGUUGAAAACUGUGUGCAGCUGCAAAGGGAUUCAUCGUUGCAUGAUUUUUCCUGGAAUGACCGAUAUUGUCUUGAUGAAAUGAAUUUCAUUUGUGAGAAAUAUGAUAAUAACUGCUAA
Diabrotica virgifera virgifera (western corn rootworm) is the source of this 555-nucleotide messenger RNA. RefSeq names its product C-type lectin 37Da-like. The coding region runs from base 1 to 555 and encodes 184 amino acids. Gene Ontology annotation, biological process: biological process involved in interspecies interaction between organisms. Gene Ontology annotation, cellular component: external side of plasma membrane. The record is from RefSeq and is a predicted model, not a curated record. Lineage: Eukaryota; Metazoa; Arthropoda; Insecta; Coleoptera; Chrysomelidae. Gene Ontology annotation, molecular function: carbohydrate binding. The transcript is spliced from 3 exons.